UGUAACCGAUAAAGCGUCAAAUGUCCUACGGGAAAUUCUGAACCAGGAAAGUUUGGUUCGCUUUUCUAUGGUACAAAAAAUACAAAAUUUGGUAAUGGAUGCCAUAGAUAAUAAAAACAGUAGGGAAGUUAUAAAGACGAAGCUUACUGAGGUGUCAAAGGAUUUACAUGAUUUGGAGUCUAAAAGCCAAAUAAUAGUGGAGGAAAAUGUCAAACUUAAAGGGGAAUUAAUGGCGAUGUACGGGUUCAUAAAUGAUAAUAAAAAUAUGACAUUCGAGAAAAUAAAUAUCUUGAAUGAAUCUCAAAUUUUUUCCAUUGAAAGCAACAUCCAAAAAAUGAAAGAACUUGAAGAUAAUGUAAGAAAUAAAAGUUUGGCCCUCAAAAACAAUGACCGCGCAAUAACUACAGAAAUUGAGGUUCUCAAAGAUGAAAUGAACGCGACAUUACAAGGCAGUGUAGACAUUGCUCGAAGGGUGGAAAAGACAGAGGACAUGUUAAAACGUAUUUUGGUUUCUUUCAAUAUAUCAUCGAACAAUGUUCGAGUGGAUGUGAAUCAUUCAAAAUGGAUAUUGUCAAAAGUGCUUUCAAAGAAUUGCUUGGACAUUUUACGGAAAUACCCGACUUUAUUAGGAAGAGAUGGAUUAUACACGGUAUUCAUUGCCUCUGAAGAAAAGCUUGUUUACUGUGACAUGAGUACUGAUGGCGGAGGUUGGACGGCAAUACAAAGAAGACUGGACGAGACUACAGACUUUUAUCGGACGUGGGUAGAAUAUAAACAAGGAUUUGGUGAUCCCUCUAAAAACUAUUGGAUUGGAAAUGACGCUGUAUUUGAGUUGACAAAGAACAAGGACCAAGAACUCCGUGUUUGGCUUCAAAGUUUUGAUGGCGAUGAAGCAUACUCUCAGUACCACACAUUUUAUGUCGGGGACGAGGACAGUAAAUACAGACUCACCGUGACGGGGUAUUCAGGAACAGCAGGUGACAGUGUGGCUUGGCACAGUGGUAUGAAAUUUACCACUAAAGAUCAAGACAACGACAACAAGAUCAGUGGUAACUGUGCUGUAGAUUACCACGGAGGCUGGUGGUACAACAACUGUCUCAACUCUAACCUUAAUGGAGAGUACGCCCAAUCUAAUGUGACUGGCAGUAAAUACCCGAUAUGGUAUCACUGGAAAAAGAGAAGCGAAGCGCUGAAAAAGACUAUGAUGAUGAUAAGACACAAAAACUAGAGUAAAUGUACAAUCUCCCCUCAGUUUUUAUAAUGAUUUUAUAAUACAAACAGUAUAAACAAUGUGUUACCAUUUACGUAUUUAAUUAUAUUAUAAUUAUUCUUUAUUUUGAAAUGGGCAGUUACAUUCUGCUCCUUCUAACAGAAAAUUUGCAAAAUUAUCAUGUAGUCUUAAUGUAAACAAUUGUCAAUUAAUGUUGCCAGUUUCUUAAAGAAAAUAUUAAUAGAUAACACAAACCAUAUAUGAUUCAAGUAUGUAGAAUAUACCCCGAUACAUAAAUGCAUAUAUUAAAAGGUAAUGGAAAUUCUGCAGUAUCGCUACGCAUUUCGACGAAUGAUUCAAUGUUAAUUUACAACAUGUAUAGGAUACAUGUAUGUAAAACGUGUCCAAUUUGACAUUCAUCAUUUAGUCAUCAAUUUCAUCAGUGUUAUAAAGCAUGUGGACAGACUAAGUUAUAUAGUCUUAAUAAAAGUUAUAUUUAUUGAGUCACAUGAUAACGCGGAGCCAAUUUGGCAUCUCAAACUUAAACUGGAUGUAUGCGGGGUCUGUUGUGUUUACCCGGAUUUUUAUUACGAAUCAUUAAAGGGAUAUAUGGUUAGAAACAAACCUAAAAUUAAAGUAUCAUGUUCUGUUUUCAUAUGUCGCAUAAAAAAAUUCUGUGUCUGUGUCUAAGUGAAUUAUAAUUUAUUUCUAACCAAUGUUUCAGCUGUAAAGAGAAUGAAAAUAUGGGGCUAAUUCCGAUCGAAAGUUGCCGUAUCUUUAAUGGUUUGAUAUCAUUUAGAUAAAUAGUUAAUAAAUUGUCCGUUAUAUUCAUAUUAAAUUAUCUGCAUCAUUAAUUCAUAUAAAGGAAUUCAUCAAUCAACAAUUUUCUGAAUUUGACUUCCUUAUACUGAUGUUGACCCCCCCCCCUCUCUCUCUCUUAUUCUGCAUCUUCAAACGAAAUGUUAAAAGAAAUCAAAAAUCAAAUAUUUGUCUUCUUUUUGUCAGAAUGUAAUGAAUGUAUGAUGUUGUUUCAUAUCCCAGGUACACAGGAUAUGCUUUUGUUAUCUUGUAUGAUGUAGAUUCCUUUUGUUGUACAUACCUUGGUAGUUUUCUGCAUGUAAUAGGGUCUAUGUUCCCAUUACUGAACAAAGGACCCGGUAUGUAUUCUCAACAUGUACAGUGCAUGUUCCUAUCUUUGGACAUAUACUUAUAUAAUCCUUUAUAUGUAUGUGAAGGCUCAUGUUGCAGAAACAUCUUUUUAAAUAAGAAAAUAGGACCUCAGGAUUCUGCUAGUUUCGUAGAAUGCUACAUAUAGCUAAUCCCGAGUUUUAAAGACUACCUUAUGUUCUGAUUGGGUUAUUUGUUUAGACAUCUUUUGAAGGGCGCUAAAAACGGUUUACAUCCAAUGUGUCCUUUAAUUGAGGUGGAAGAGGAUAGUUUUCAAAAGUACCAGUCAAAUGUAUUAAAAGCUAAGGAAAAGUAAGGUUUUAAUGCGUAUUCCAGGUGUUUAAAUUAAAUGCGAACUUAGAGGGUAGUGGUGCUCUUGUACAUUUUGUGUAUGUAUGAAUUACUUGUACAAUUUGAAGUAUAUGAAUAAAAAUGUGAAAUUAAAACCAAAAAUAACAUUUCUAGGAUCAUUUUCUACUUAAUCGAAGAGAAAGUUGGAAUGAUAUAACAGAAUUUAUUCUAUUAUUUAUUUGCAACAGCUUGUAAAUAG
This is a messenger RNA of Saccostrea echinata, 2927 nucleotides long. Its product is annotated as ficolin-3-like. Lineage: Eukaryota; Metazoa; Mollusca; Bivalvia; Ostreida; Ostreidae. The record is from RefSeq and is a predicted model, not a curated record. Bases 68 to 1228 code for a protein of 386 amino acids. The transcript is spliced from 5 exons.